CAGGAGGUAGGAGCAUCCUAUGUUUUAGAGAUCAGGAAUCUUUAUCAUUAUAUUUACAAUACAUUUUAUGGUCAUAAAAGCAGCAACACACAGGAAGGAUAAAAAUAACAGGUAAUUAUUAACAAAAAACAAAAUAGGAUAGGAAUUUAUAGGAUGUUGCUAAUUUCCAUUGAAGGAAUUGACAUUGUUCAGCAGUACUGUUCAAAGAGGCACAUCAACAUUGUACAUGUUACAAUGCCUUUUCUAUAAAGAUAACACAAUUUGAAUGUCCCCUAUUGAGAUUGAAAUCAAUAGCAUAAGAGUGGCGUUUAUACCCUAACUUAUAUGCAGGGUAUUACAGAAAAGUAAAUAAACGUCAUGAAGAAUUUGGUCCUUUAUUUAUUUUGUUACGAUUGAUCCAAAUAGAAAAAGUCAUGCAGGGUACUUUAUGACAAUAGUAAAGCAAACAGGUAGGAACUGAUGUUUCCAUCGUAUUGUAGCACGGUGACUUUAUAGGUAGCACACACAUCUCUCCUCUUGACCAAUGGGCGAGUGGUAGUUGCACGCAGGCGCAGUGGGACGCCGUGGUCCACAUGACCUCUCCCAGUCACAACAAUGUGGAGCGUGUGUCUGCUGAGGAGAAGUUUCCACUCGAGUCUGAGGCUCAUGAAGCAGCAGAAAGGUAGAAGCGCGGCCGAGCAGCGCUGGAUGACCCGGCAGCUCAAAGACCCGUAUGUCAAAGCCUCUCACAAGCUGAACUUCCGCUGCAGAAGCGCCUUCAAGCUGCUGGAGAUGGACGACAAGUUCCGGCUGCUGCAGCCCGGAGACUCCGUGGUGGACUGCGGGGCUGCGCCCGGAGCCUGGAGCCAGGUGGUCGUCCAGAGGGUCAACUCAGACGGGACAGAUCCAGAGUUACCUUGUGGUACCGUUAUCGGUAUUGACCUGAUCAACAUACCUUCUCUGGACGGUGCACACUUCCUGUCCAGUCACGAUGUCACGGAGCCCUCCACACACAACAAGCUGCAGGAGCUGCUCCCCAGGGGCCGAGCCCACGUCAUCCUGAGCGACAUGGCGCCAAACGCCUGUGGUUUCCGAGAGAUGGACCACGAGAGACUCAUCAUGAUUUGUUUGUCUCUGACAGACUUGGCUGAGAAGAUCCUCCAGCCGGGGGGCUCUCUGCUUUGUAAAUACUGGGACGGGAUCCUCGCUCAAAGACUUCAAGACAAGCUCCUGAGUGUGUUUGGGAGCGUUCGGUCUUUAAAGCCAAACGCCAGCAGAAAGGACUCGGCUGAGAGAUAUUUCCUCGCUAGGAUGUACAGAAAGCCAGUGAAGUGAGGACAUCUGUCUUUUUUUUCCUUUUGAACUCAAACAUCUGGUCAAUGUAUAUGUUCUGUUGAGUUUCACCGAAGUGCCCACUGUGUUUUCUGAACGAGGAGAAGCACUUCAUAGCUAUGAUCAAAAGGUGGCACUGUUGAGGCAUCAGUGAGGCUCUCUGCUGCCUCACUUGCUCCUGGUGCUGAUUUUUACCACAGCAAACUUAACACAGUAGCAUCAGUGAAUCAGUAAUAUGGGAACCUAUGCAAGAAUCAUCAGUUUGAUCAUCCUCGAGAGCCCAAUGCUGCAGUUUCUCUGAAGUUUAUUGUUUGCCCCACAGUGUUCGCUCUGCACACUGGCUUUGCUGUUUGCUCUGUUCCAGAAAGUCAUUUGCAGGAAGUGCCUGUGCUGCCAGCCGUGUAGAAAUAUGUAAUCGUUCUCUCAUUGAGAGUUUAUGAAGGGAAUACUUAAUGCAUCAGAGUCACAUACAGUGUGAUUAAUGGGGAGUGGGGUGAUGCCGCAGCUUGGCACGCUGCAAGCGUCGUUGAGCCCCCACAGAGAGGAUGGGGCCAGUUCCUCAAAAACAUGUUAAGGCUAGUCAAGAGAUCCUCUUAUAAGAUUCUUCUUUAAAUCACUGCACUGACCAUAAAACUAUUUAUUUAAUUUAUUCCUGAGUUCAUAACCACUGGGGAUAAAUAACAAAUUAUGAUUAACCCUAACCCAUUUUAAAAGUCUUAUUUUUGAUGUCAAAUUAAAGUUUAUGGAGAUUUAAAAUAAAGACCUUGCUGAUAUAACACUGUU
Molecule: messenger RNA, 2094 nt
Organism: Pleuronectes platessa (European plaice)
Lineage: Eukaryota; Metazoa; Chordata; Actinopteri; Pleuronectiformes; Pleuronectidae
Gene: mrm2
Product: mitochondrial rRNA methyltransferase 2
Exons: 3
Coding region: 595-1314 (239 amino acids)
Biological process (GO): RNA methylation
Cellular component (GO): mitochondrion
Molecular function (GO): rRNA (uridine-2'-O-ribose)-methyltransferase activity
Source: RefSeq, a predicted model, not a curated record